AUGCCGCUCGUGGACUACUCUGAUUCCAGUUCCAAUCCUCCAAGCGAUGAGGAAGCAAAGUCAUCGUUGCAAGCCUCCGCAAGAAAGCGAAAGCACAAAGACAGUGAUACCACGCAAUACGAGUCCCUGAGGACCAAACGCAAGCACCCCUCCACCAACAAUGCAAGCACCCGAACUACAUCACCAUCUCCAUUGCCUCUACCUUCGACUGCACUCCCCACGCUCCCCUCAACCUUCCAUUCGCUCUACGCAAGCUCCGUCCGCACAAGCACCCUCGACGACCCAACUCUUCAUGCUGGCCGAACUCGGCAGACACCGCAUAUAGAAGGCAGGUACCCCUCCACAACAGAACUUCAAACCCUAUACCGCCUCAUCAACUCUACAGGAUCUGCUCCAUCCGAAUCCAUUCACACCCUCCUCCAUUCCCCGCUUGGCGCUCAAACACCCCUGCACAUCUCCCUCUCGGUACCUCUCGCAUUCCAAACGCAUGAGAAGUCCUUAUUCCUUGACUCCCUUGCGCAAUCGAUAUCCACCUCGAAUACUAAAGCCUUCACUGUCAGUAUCCAGGACAGAUUAGAUUGGGUUCCUAAUUUCGACAGUACAAGAUGGUUCCUGGCCUUACGACUUGGCCAGCCAGAAGGCGAUGAAUUGAACAAAUUGUUGAAGAUGUGUAAUGAGGUCGUAAAAGAGUUUAGACAGCCAUUACUUUAUGAGAGAUCUGAAUAUGCCGUUCGUGAGCAGGGAGCAGGAGACUCGGAGCAUGAAUCACGAGGUGGAAACGGGCCUCGAGCUGGGUCGGGCAAGAAGCGAAGAGCAUCGGUAGCAAAAGCAAUAAGGGCAGCGACCGCCGCAGUGCCAGACAGGUCCGGCUGCUUUCACAUUAGCAUUGCCUGGACGUUGCAAGAUCGUGGAGGGACUGGAAACGGCGGUAGCAGCGGUAUGGGCCGCACCAACCUGGACAGAAAGGGUAUGGAAAUCACUUUCGAUGUUGUCAAGGUCAAGCUCGGGAAUGUGGUGCAUGACAUUCCACUUGCUCAAUCAGCUGCGGCUGUUCGUACUCGAAAUGCAAUGAGGUAA
Molecule: messenger RNA, 1077 nt
Organism: Endocarpon pusillum Z07020
Lineage: Eukaryota; Fungi; Ascomycota; Eurotiomycetes; Verrucariales; Verrucariaceae
Exons: 2
Coding region: 1-1077 (358 amino acids)
Biological process (GO): U6 snRNA 3'-end processing
Cellular component (GO): nucleus
Molecular function (GO): 3'-5'-RNA exonuclease activity
Source: RefSeq, a predicted model, not a curated record